AUGGCACUCUCCCAACGUAUUCCAAUCCUCCUUUGCGGCAAGAUGUUGAGUACCGGCGUCCAAGUCACAGAACUCCUCAAACCCGAAUUUGAAGUAAUCCAAUUCAUAAACUCCUUCGACUACGCAAAAGCCGAAUUCGGAAACCUCCUCGCCGGCAAACCGCCGCAAACACCCAGCGCCAACGACGUCGGCACACACGACUACACCCAACCCUUGCGCGCCAUCAUGUUCGGCCGCGGAUACUCAUUCGAUCAAGUCAAUGAGCUUUACGACAUGUUUAAGGGCCAGGCGGGUAGGCCUAUUGCUUGGAUUGUGGGCGAUCCGGAGUUCAAGUUACCUUUGCCGUUGCCGCCGGAUUAUGCGGUCAUUGCGACGGAGAAUACGAAGAUGGGGUUUAGGAGGUGGGAAGAGGCUGGAGGUAAUAAGGAGGAGAUUGUUCUUUAUUAA
Molecule: messenger RNA, 447 nt
Organism: Talaromyces marneffei
Lineage: Eukaryota; Fungi; Ascomycota; Eurotiomycetes; Eurotiales; Trichocomaceae
Exons: 2
Coding region: 1-447 (148 amino acids)
Source: RefSeq, a predicted model, not a curated record